Messenger RNA from Aspergillus piperis CBS 112811, 776 nucleotides. RefSeq lists its product as uncharacterized. The transcript has a single exon. NCBI's taxonomy places the organism in Eukaryota, Fungi, Ascomycota, Eurotiomycetes, Eurotiales, Aspergillaceae. The record is from RefSeq and is a predicted model, not a curated record. The coding region runs from base 108 to 518 and encodes 136 amino acids.
UGUAGGGGUGAUGAAGGUUUACGGUGGUGUGUUUUAGUUGAGGAAUAGUGGUGAUUCUGUGAGUUGUUGUGGUUGUGUGGUAAAUAUAUGUAGAGCACAACUGUGCAAUGAUAUAUAUACAAUCCCAACAUCCAUCCAAACGGACUCAACUUCGUGCCCGAGCUGAUACACACACACACACAUAUAUAUAUAUUUCAUAUGUUCAAGCACUUCUAGGCCCCAUAUAUAUAUACCUCGAUACUCCUCUCUCCCGCCAGCAUGUGCACUGUGACCGUAGUUCCAUACCAAGGCUGCCGAUGCAACGGUGUCACUGGGGUGUCUGUUAUCAUCCUCCAAGCGGAAGGGUGCGGUCCUUAGAUCUGGUGCGAGAGAUGUCGUUCUGUUCGCGAUAUCAUCCGAGACGGACUUUCAAUGAGCAUGGUGGGUAUCUGUGUUUGAUAUUGAACCUCCAUAAGAACGGGCGUAUGGCAAUGCAGCACGACUGCCACCAUUAUGCUCUUCCAAGCUCGACAUGGUAGACUAACCAGGUCGAUGAGCAUAUAAUGACUCCCAGAAAUUCUUGUAGCCCCAUCAAGUUAUCACCAUGGCAUGACUAUUCGACUGAGCAUUGUCGCUGAAGUUGUCUUGGAUAGACACAGGCCAGAGUAGCAUCCUCCCAAGAACAUUAUCCAGCAUGACAAUAAACCCCAGCGAAUCUGUCAGUGGACUAGAAUUUAAUCCUCAUCCCCACCGAACAAGGCACCAUCGCCCCCGGCAUACUCCUCUCAAUCGCAAAC